Symbiodinium sp. CCMP2456 is the source of this 7239-nucleotide messenger RNA. NCBI's taxonomy places the organism in Eukaryota, Dinophyceae, Suessiales, Symbiodiniaceae. The record is from the annotation of a GenBank genome assembly.
AUGAGCAGGGAUAGUCUUUUGCACACUAUCCGGUCGGCUGUGGAUAGUCUUCGGACUGCUUUGCAAGAGCUUGAGGAAGCUCAAAAUCCUUGGGAGAUUGUUGAGCUUGACGACCACGCUGCCCCCCAGCCUUCGAGGGGACCCCUUGCCGGCCCUAGGGCCUCAUCUUCCGGAGCUCCUGCCGCGCGCUCGAGCCCUCCUGCUGGUGGUCUUUCCCCUUCUUGUGUGCUCACUGGGUCGCAGGCCCCUCGCAUCGGAGAUCCUCUUCCGGGGGACGCCCUUUUCCUUGUAUCUUCCCUGCACAUUAUUGAUCGUCGCCCUCGGGCUGUUCGUGCUUGGGAGGCCGGCCUCCAGGCAGGGGCGGUCUUACGCCAGGAGCAGGAGGUGCGGGUCUUCACCACCUUUGGCCGGUUUAAGCUGCACACCGGGCCUUUGGAGCAGAGCCGGACGGUCUGUCACGGCUUCCCGACGGAAGGCGUGCUGGGAGCUGUUCCUUCAGGGUUCUUGGACGCGAGCCUUGUGUCAGCCGGGCAGACAGGGGCUCUGGAGGCGGUUGUUGGCCCUUCGGUGGAGGUGGCCUUGACUUUGGCAGAAGAGGAGGAGGAUGGUUCGCUGCGCCCCGUCGAGGAGUCUUGCAACGCCCUCCUCGUGGAUUUCAGCCUGGAGGUGGCCGCCUAUGUGAGCCGAUACGACCCAGUCACCUCUCCCGUGGAAGCCGUGUCUUUUGUGCCAGAACGGCCCGACCAGCAGGUGUCUUUCCCAGAGGCUUUGGCCACGGCCAGGGCUUGGCUGGCAGCAGAGGAGGGAGAGAGGCUGGCCUUUUACUCUGCGGCAGAAGGAGGCGAUGCCCUUCCUCAGGGGCAAACGGGCCAAGGGGAAGUACGGAGAAAGGCGGCACCGAAGGCAAAGAGGCACACCAAUGCUCAGCUGGCCGAGCAGAUCGGGAACCUUGUGGAUCUGAUCCCGGCCCUCACCCAGCAAGUGCAGGACCUUUCGUUGCGCCAAUCCGCUCUCGAGAAGAAGGCCGCCGUGCCUGCCAUGCCUCAGCCGAGCCCUGAGGAGCCACAGGCCGACGAGCUAAUGGUCGACGAGGAGACCGGGGAGCCCCUACCUCCGGAGAGCCAGGGGGCACUUGCCAAAGCAAUGCUCCAACAGAGCCGUGCCUUAGGGACUUUGGUCACCCACCUGGUGACGCAAGCCGAUGCUUCGGACCCUUCCCUGUCCUCGCUAGGGGUCGCUGCCUUAGGGUCCAGAGGUGCCUCGAAGAGAGAACGUCUCCAAGAACAGCUGGCCACCCGCUCGGGGAGCUUCCUUUUGCAGGUCAGCCAGCAAGCCUUGAGGAGGCUCAGUCCUUCGGAGCCCGUGCCCUCGACUCGUGCCGAGCUCCUCGCCCGCAAGCCCGUCUUUACUUUGUAUGCCGAGCGCUUCGGAGGGUUUGGGUCUCAGCGGGGGCUAGGCAUCAUGUUCUGGUUGCUCGCCAACAUCCUGGAUGCACUGGUGGCCGGGGACACGGUAGGGGCAGAGGAGAUGGCUUCCCUGGCUCUGAUUGCCACCGAGCAAGCCUCCCAAGAUUCAGGGUCUUGGGAUAUAGCCUACCUUUUGACACUGUUGGAGGAUCCGCCUCACCAGUUGUUUGCCCACCGAUCGGAAGCCACCGCGGCUGCGAAGGCGAAGGCGCAGCCGAGCGACCCAGACCAGGCAAGCCCGUUUGAAGGAGGCUCAGGCAUCUUUUAUGAUAGGAUCGACCACCUCGUCCUGCACAUGCCCUCUUUCCCCUGCCGGAGAGUUGCCCACGUGGCCGUGAUGGCCUGCAACUUCCUCUUUUCCGGGGCCUCCUUCGUGCCAUUGGGUUUGCUGAGCCACCGGCCAAACAAAGCUCAGGCCGCUGCGCUUUCUUAUGUGCACAGGCUUUGUAGGGCGUGCGGUGCCGUGGAGCCCUUUCUUGUCAGCUCCGCUGGGCGCCGAAAUCUUUCUCUUCUUUCUCAGCUAGGUGAGCUAUGCGAGCACAUGACUUUGGUCGGGCCCUCUGCGGACCCCUACGGCCCUUCUUUCCAUGGUGCUGCUCCCAGGCUUUCUUUGGACACUGUCGGUCCUCUCCCCGGCGCUUCGGGGGACGACCUGGAGCCAACUUGUGAUGGCAGCCCCUCCUCUUUGAGGCCGCCUUCCGGACAAACUCACGGGAACCCUCUCAUGCCUUAUGCCCCGCUCUGCGCCGAGAGGUUGAAGAUUUCAGGGCUUGGUCAGUGGGACCCGGUUCCCUUCCUUGACACCGACCCAGACCUGCAGGUUGCUUGCCUUGAGCCGGACCUUCUUCUGCGUGGCGCGGAGCCCCCUCCAGGUGAGGUCCCUGAUCUUCGCCGGGAAAGGCCAGGUGAGGUUUUGCGUCUUGCCCUUAAGUGGGCCGAGAAGGGCCUCCUCUUCCUUAAGGAUGACUACUCUGACCAGGCCUCGCAUGAGGAUGCCGUGCGGGUGUUCAACUGUUACAAGGCCAGCGACUGUGAUCGCCAAAUUGGCGAUAGGAGAGCCCGGAACUUUCGUGAAAGAGCCCUCCGCGGGCCCAGCACCUCUUUGCCUUGCGGCCCGGUCUUCCUUGGACUCUGCAUCCCCCCUUCGACCAGCACCCUCCGCAUAGCUGUUGCUGACCGGAAAGACUUCUACCAUCAGCUAAGGGUCGGCCCUCGGAAGGCCGUGCACAAUGCCCUCUUCCCUCCCCUGCUGGAGAAGGAUUUGGUAGGAACCGAGGCUCACCGCCUCCUGUGCGAGCAGCGUGCCCUGAGAGAGCCCCGCGCUCUGCUUGUUCCGCCUCCUGACCGGGCCCAGGUCGUCGCUUGCUUUAAGGCAAUUUUUCAAGGUGAUCAUUUGGGGGUUGAGAUCGCGACCUGUGCUCACCGCAACAUGUUGAGGGCGUCCGGCCUACUGGUGCCAAGGGAGGAGCUCCUCUCCACCCGGCCCUUCCCACCAAGCGAGGUCCUUCAGGGACUUGUGAUAGAUGACUUCUAUGCGGUCUCCCUUGAGUCCCUUGACACCCCUCCCGAGCGGUCGCGCGCCGUUGCCCGACUCGACCUUGCUUUGGAAGCUUAUGAAAAGCAUCGGCUGCUUGGAUCGGUGGAAAAGAAUGUUCGUGGCUCGGACUGCUCGCGGGUUGCUGGAGCUGAACUGGAUUCUUCGCCCGGGACCCGCCAGCUGGGCUUGGUCACCGCCGGGGCCCCUAGAGCAAAGAGGCUUUCCUUGGCUUCGAUAUCUUUGUCGUUGGCCUCCCUUCCGAGCACGACAGAGGCCCUGCACUCCUGCCUUAUAGGGGGCUGGGUUUCGGCCUUCAUUUAUCGGCGCCCUCUUAUGGCUGUCUUUCAGAAGGCUUUCGCUGUGUGCCCGUCCCACGUUUCUCAGGGCACGUCUCCUGCACCAGUGCCGCUCACAAGGGGAGUUUCGGAUGAGCUUGUGUUGGCUGCUGCCCUGGCUCCUUUGGCGGUAGCCGAUCUUGCUGCCCCUUGGGAUGACCACCUUUAUGCCACGGACAGCAGUGAGGAGGGAGCUGCUAUUGUUUGCACGCCCGUCUCCGAGGCUACCUCGGCACAGGUGUGGCGGGCCUCGGAUCGAAAGGGGGCCUCCACCAAGCUGCUCUCGAGGAUCCAAGCUGCCGUCAGGAAGGCCGACCCUCUUCAUGAAGAGGCUUGCCUCGAACCCCCUCCCGGCUCUGAUGCCCUUUGUGUGGGGAGCGAUGAUUUUGGCCUCCCUUUGUCCCGGCCGGGGAGGCCGCUCGGUCUUCGUUUUCACUUUGUUCAAGUCGGUGGCCCAGGCACCUUGAUCUGCGAUGCCCUCUCUCAGAGAGGUUGGGUCCCUGGCCCGGUCCUGCAUCUCGACUUUUCGCCUCACUACGAUCUCGGUGGCCACGAGUUUUUCCUUUGGCUUGUCCAUUUGCUGGACACUGGGGGGGCUGAUGCUUUUUACCUCCGGCCCCCCAGUCAUUUCUUUUCCGCGGUUGCGUGGCCGCCCCCUCGCCCUCUUAAAGGAACCAAGCCCUGUGCUCAUGAACGACGAGCUCUCUUGGAAUUGUGCCUUGCUCGUCGGGCCCUUUUCCUCUUCCAUCGCGCCAUUCGCGUCGGGGCCCUCUGUAUGCUAGAGCAGCCCUUUGGGAGCCAACUGCCCUGCCUUUCUCCGUGGAAGGGGGCCCUCAGGCACCGUGAUGUUGUUGAGGUGUCCCUUUCGGCAUGUAUGUUUGGCUCGCCUCAGAAAAGGCGUUUUCGCCUCCUCUCUCACCGUCUUCCUGCCUUGGCUUUGGGCUGCAAAUGCUCGGGGAAGCACCUCCAUCAGGCUGGGCCCGCCCCACGCGGAGGAGCGACCUCCAUUCCCGGCCUUGCCGAAGCCAUUGCUCAGGUUUUCUCGAGGGGCCUCCGUCGGCUACUUGAACAGCGGGCCGGAGCUGAUAUUGACGUGUAUGGCUUGGAGUCUCCUUUGAUCAACGACCUCGCCCUCUCUUCCGAUUGGAAGGUUCAGGCAGCCUGGCGAUGGGACCGCGAGUCCCACAUCAAUGUGUUUGAAACCGAGGCCUACUUCCGUCUGUGCCUUCACAAGGCUCGCCUUUGCCGGCCCUGCCGAUUCUCUUCCCUUAUCGACUCAAACGUCGCUAGGUGUGCCUUGAGCAAGGGGCGUUCGCCCUCGGUCGCCUUGACACGUGUUCUCAAGAAGGUCUCGGCCGUCUCCUUGACCGCAGGGCUCUAUGGGGCUUUGCCUUUCUGCCCCACUCGCAUUAUGCCGGCCGAUAAUCCUUCUAGGGGCAGCGCGCCCAGCCCUCCUGUGCCAGGCCAGCCGCUCACCGAGGCUCUUGACCUCGAAGCUCUUGCGGCCCUCCCUCGCCUUCGAAGAUGGGCCUCGAAUUGGGUCAGGCUUGUGCUCCGGUCCUCCCCUUGGUUUUCUCCCAGCAGCCAGGAUCGCUUUGCCGGAAUGCCUUCCCUGACCUACGUUCCUCCCGCCUUCGACUUUGACUCCUCUCUCGGGUUUCCUGGUGAAGGCCCCCGUCCUUGUGCUGGUGGGUUUUGCUUCUGGGGCCUCUUUCGUGGUUUGGUUGUGGCUUGCCUCCUUAGCUGUUGCCAUGGCACUCUGGAGCCUCGGAACGCUGGCGACACUGCGAGGCUUCAGGCCCGAAAGCAAAAGCCCCUCUCUGUUGGAAGGCCGGUCGAGAGGAUCACUCAGAAAAAUCGUGACCGCUUAUGGUUUUCUUUCAGUGAGUGGCUAAAGGGUCAGGGUGUGCCCCUUGGCCUCUUCGACGACGCUGCGGUCCCCGACGUUGACACGAUCAACGCUGUUAUGGUGCGGUAUGGCCGUGACCUUUACAGCGCAGGCCGUCCCUACAGUCACUUCUCGGAGACCAUAAACGCCUUGGCGGCUAAGAUGCCAAAACUGAGGCGCCUCCUUCAGCAAAGUUGGGAUGUUGCUUUCCAGUGGCAGCGCCUGGAGCCUCACGUACAUCACCAAGCUAUGCCUUGGCAAGUCCUUGUGGCGAUGCUGGCUUCAGCUUUAUGCUGGGGGUGGCUAGAUGUGGCUGGUAUUUUGGCCCUGGCUUGGGGUGGCCUGGCGCGUAUCGGGGAGAUUUUCGCGGCCUACCGCCGAGACCUCGUUCUUCCUGGGGACACAGGUGAAGGCUACGGCUCCAUCCUGCUCUCAGUGAAGGAGCCCAAGACCAGAAACACCGCGGCCCGCCAUCAGGCCAUUCGAGUUGAUCAACCUCAGCUUGUGCAAGUUGUCAUUUUUGCUUUUGAGCGGAUGAUCCCCGCUCAGAAGCUAUGGCCUCUGUCCCCGAGUACUUUUCGGAGCCGCUUUGCAAAACUUAUCGCCGCCCUCUCCUUAGACAACCUCGAAGGUACAAGGAUCAAGCCUUUGGAUCUGGGAUCUCUUCGGGCAGGCGGCGCUACUUGGUUGUUGCAAACAACGGAGGAUGGUGAACUAGUGCGCCGGCGAGGGCGCUGGAUCAACACCAAGGUCAUGGACAUCUACAUCCAGGAGGUGUCGGCUGUCCUUUUCCUCCCUCGGCUCCCUGGAAAGACUCGCGACAAAGUCUUGCAAGCAGCUUCGUCUUUUCCGGCUAUGCUGCAACAAGCCCAAGCCCUCCUGGGCCUUGGAAUACCAGAGCACAUUUGGUUCUCUUUGACUGCCGCUGGCACGGCGUUGAGCCCAGCAGUGGUCGUGAAGCCUGGAUUCCAAGAGAUCAAAGUACUUUCAUCCGAGUUUCACUCCCUGACCCUGGCCAUGGAGCCGACAGCGACCGUACUGGGACGGAGCGAAGCCUUCGACAAUGACACCGGCCCCCAAGACUCGGUGCCACUGGAAAGGCACAACCUUCCAGAGUGGAUAGCAGAGAUCAUCUCGAAGAUGGAGCCCACUCGGCCCCUGAGAGUGUAUGGCGAUUUCUAUCAUCUGAGUCAAAGCACAACUCGCUUGCAUGCGUUUUGGUCCCACAGCUGGCAUGGUUCCGUUUCAGGAAAGGUUGUCACUUUGUUCUUUCUCUACAAGGCCGGGGCCGCGGCCGCGGUAGGCACUGGAGCAGCAGUCUUGGCUUGUUUCGCUUUCUGGUUAGGAGCGCUUCCGGACGAUAAGACGAGCAGCUGGUGGUGCUUGAGCGUUGGAUGCCUCGGCUAUUUGCUGACAAUGCUGUUUUGGCCGCAACAGUUGGUAUUUGUCGACCGUGUAUGCAUCUCUCAAACUGAUCCUGAACUCCAAGCAGAGGGCAUCUUUAGCCUGGGGGCCAUGGUUAAACGUGCCGAUACUAUGCUGGUGCUUUGGGAUCCGUCUUGGGCUCGCCGCUUGUGGUGUGUGUACGAGCUGGCCGCCUUCAUUCGCAGCAGGUCCCCAGGCGAGAAGCCACGCAUCAUCAUCCGGCCAACCAUGCUGGGAUUCGUGAUGUGUGCAAUCUGGCUUGCGUGUGCCCUUGGAGGUUUCGCUUUCCACUUCACAAACCACACAAUUGGAGUGGAUGAUUCUAGCGGCCGCACCGAUGUCAUCCUGCAGUUCAGUGCGAUUGCUUUCUGCGGAUUAAUUUUCUGGUACAUUGCGCACCUUGUCCGUGAGUACUGCCGUGAAGUUACCAUCAUGUGCCAGCAUAUCGGACAGUUCCGUGUUGCAACCGCUGAAAGCUUUUGCUGCUUUGUGAAGCACAGAAGACCCGGUGGCGACGAGCCCAUGAUGUGCGACCGAGAGGUGAUGCAGAAAUGCAUCAAAACAGCAUGUUCAAAGCGAUUUAUGUGA